CAAAUGAUUUGCUAGAAUUCACUGAACUUUGUGCGCAAUCUGAAUUGAUGUAUUUUUCGCGUGUGACCGAUUACAUAAGCUUUGCCACCACCUUCUCUAAUAUCUAUUACUAUAAGAUCAACUGUACUGAUGUCCAUAACUACUACCACUAUGGUUUGAUCAGUCUGUGGUUGAAUGAUCCCUGGUACAGUUCAUGAUAUCAGCCAUCAUUUUCAGCCACUUAACCGGCUUUAAGUCUAAAUGGAGGCAAUAGAAAAUAUUUUCCCCAUUGAACCCAAGUCUAAUCAGAGAAUGUGACCCAAGCAUGAGAAUGACCUGACCUGCAAGUCCUUGUUUUCAAUGUCACCUUUCUCUAGGAUCAGUUCAUCUACCGAUUAACAGUUGGCCCCUGUCUCAGCUACACUCCAAGACAGUAGGCAUCAGCAAAAAGCAGAUAGUUAAAAUUAGUUGGAACAAGAUGAACAACAUCCACAUGUAUCAGAAACUUGUCAAACCUGCAUUGCCAUUUGCUACAACUAGUCUGCCAUUACUUACUGAGAGUACUGCUUGGUUGUGCUUUAAAAAUCACAACAGAAAAUCUUCAGAUAUUCAGUAGUAGCAUAAGGAGCUUACUGAAACAAGAGGUGAUCAUGAGCUACCGGGGGAGCGCGGGCCCGUCGCCGGCGUGGGCGGCGAGCCGGGGGCCGUCCCCGGUGGUGCCGCUCCUCAUCGUGGUGGCGCUGGGGUGGGUCAUCUGCAGCGAGACCCUGAUGGGGUGGUACGAACAGGUGACCGAGGUGAAAGAGACCGUGACGGACAACGCCGCCCUCCUGGUCCUCGGCGCCGGGCUGCUGCUGCUCGCCGCCGCGGUCGUCGGCAACCGGAGCGAGGUGGUCCUCGUGCCGCUGGCGCUGGUGGUGGUCAUGUUCCUGAUCCAGAACAUCAUGGUGGCCGCGCUCCUGCUGCUGCUGGCGGCGUACGUCGCCGGCAUAUACUACUACCGGCCUGACCGCGGGUACUACAGCGGCGGUGUCGGCAUCGCUGGUGGCGGUGAGUGGGGCGGUACCGGGUUGGGGUUCUACAUGCUGCUGCUGCUGUGCCUGGUGCUGUGCGCCAUGUUCUCCGACGAGGGUACCAGCUGGUGGAUACCAGGUGUUCUGCUGGUUGCAUGCGUGCUGUGUCUCAACGUCUUCUCAGGCGGGAAAGUCUGGGGAUAUGAAUACUUCUGAACAUGUUGUUCUCCGGGCAUGCCAGAUGGAACAAAAAAUAACAUUACUACAAAAAGUAUAUGAGCGCUGCAGUGCUAUUAACCUAAUAUAUCAUCAGAUUAAG
This is a messenger RNA of Phragmites australis (common reed), 1311 nucleotides long. RefSeq lists its product as uncharacterized. Lineage: Eukaryota; Viridiplantae; Streptophyta; Magnoliopsida; Poales; Poaceae. The transcript has a single exon. The coding region runs from base 630 to 1208 and encodes 192 amino acids. The record is from RefSeq and is a predicted model, not a curated record.